AUGAACCUCGAGGCUAUUCUUAGCCUUUUUGAUUCAUACUGGUUUGAUGUUGAAAUCCUCAAGAAACAUUCAAAUCCAACCCCUCCAUUAAAUUCACAAAAACACCCAGAUCACAAAAUUCAAGAAAAUUCACCAGAAACUUUAAAUGAGUACUCAUCUUUGUUAGAAAUUCAACUUGGUUCACAAAGUGAUGAUUUGAGCUAUAAUUCAGAUUCUUUCUCUCCUGAUUCAGUUCUUCCAACAACCCAUUUCACACCUUUUUGUAAUAAGGCAGAAUUAAAGAAAGUAAAAGGUAGAAGAAGGGAAAGGAGAAGAAGAACAAGAAGAACCAAAAAGGGUCUCAGCAAAAGUUUAUCGGAGCUAGAAUAUGAAGAGCUAAAGGGGUUUAUGGAUCUUGGAUUUGAAUUCUCAGAAGAAGAUGUAAAUUCCAGUUUGGUUGAGGUUAUACCAGGUUUACAAAAACUGGGCAAAAACAGGGAUAGUGGUGAUCAAGUAAAAGUGAAUUGUUUUGAGAAAUCUGAGUCAAGAGCCAGGCCUUAUCUUUCUGAGGCAUGGGAAAUUCUUGAAAAGAAGAAUAGAAUGAGCACAUUGAUGAAUUGGAAAAUACCUGCCACCAGCAAUGAAAUUGACGUCAAACGGAGUCUCAAAAGGUGGGCUCAUACUGUUGCUUCCACAGUAAAAGCCUAA
This is a messenger RNA of Nicotiana tabacum (common tobacco), 687 nucleotides long. The record is from RefSeq and is a predicted model, not a curated record. Lineage: Eukaryota; Viridiplantae; Streptophyta; Magnoliopsida; Solanales; Solanaceae.